UUUACUCUGCCUCGUUUACACAUUGUAUUAUGCCAACAGUAAAGACAGUAGAUAUUAAAUAUACGUUUUUUUGGCUUCUUGACACUGAAUGACAUCCCUUUCUUUAUCUUGAUUCAUUUAUGAAUAAUUCUGGCAUGCCUUAGAGGGAACAAUCAUACACUUUAUUUUGCAAAUGUGUCAAUAUUUUAGAAGAUAUCAUUUGAAACGCCAGUUUCAUGCAGUUGCAUGCCUGGUUAUUGGAGUUUAAUAUUCUCACCUCUAAGUGACGCUGUUGCCUGGUAAAUCAAUUGCACAGCGCUAUUUGAGGCAGGGCUGUUCCCUCCUCCAUCACUGCGUUUCACAACAGCAGAUGAUCUGUGUUUGAGACGAGCUGGAGCGCAUUGAAUACACAGCCGAUUUAUGCUUUUAUCUUAGUUCACCUAGAAUGUAUGCGUUUUCCUUCGAGAGCUGAAACCUUGUUCACGUCUCUCAGUUCGCUUGAAGACCCUUUUUUUCCACAUGGAGUUUCAAGAACAGCAUCGAGGCAGAGGUGAAAGAUGGCGAAUGCGGCGGGCGGUCAACCUGCUUGUUUUUCAGCUUCUUUUUCUCCGUCAGUCGGAGGCACAGAUCCGAUAUUCGAUCCCAGAGGAGUUGAGGACGGGAUCCCUUGUUGGUAACGUCGCACAAGACCUCGGUUUGGAUCUGAAAAGGCUUCGUUCUGGUGGGGCCCGUAUCGUGACCGGAGAGAACAUCCAGUACACAGAGCUGAAGGCAGACAAAGGGACUUUAGUUGUGAAUGAGAGAAUAGACCGAGAGCAGCUGUGCGGAGAUAUGACACCGUGUAGCUUCACCUUUGAGAUUUUAUUAGAAAAACCAAUGGAGUUGCACCCUGUGACCAUAGAAGUUCUGGACGUAAACGACAACGCUCCCACUUUUCAGAACACUCACUUGGAAUUUGAAAUAAGCGAAUCCGCUACGCUUGGAUCCCGUUUUGUGUUAGAGAGCGCGGACGAUGCUGAUGUUGGGCCAAACGGUCUGCAGAACUACAUUUUAACUCCGAACGACAAUUUUGUUUUAAAGCAACAUGUUAAUCGGGAUGGAAGUAAAUACGCUGAAAUGGUGCUUCAGAAGCCUUUAGACCGAGAACAACAGCCACACCUGUCGCUUAAACUGCUGGCUGUGGACGGUGGAAAUCCACAGAAAUCUGGUACAGUAAAUAUAAAUGUCAAAAUUCUGGAUGCCAAUGACAAUGCUCCAGUGUUUAAUCAAUCUGUAUAUAAGGCCACAGUGAUAGAAAAUGCGCCAAAAGGCACUUAUGUUGUUGCAGUGAACGCAAGCGACAUAGAUAGUGGUUCAUACGGACAUGUAACAUAUUCCUUUUCAAAAUCCAAAGCAGGAAUAAUAGACAUGUUCGAUAUAGAUGAGACUACUGGGAAAAUUUAUGUGACCAAGGAAAUAGAUUUUGAAAAAGACAAAAAAAUUGAGUUCAGGGUCGAAGCUAAAGAUCAAGGAGGACUGACAGACUCGAGCAAAGUUGAAAUUGAGGUUAUCGAUGUGAAUGAUAACGCUCCGGUUAUUAACGUCAUGUCAUUCACUAGUCCAGUGUCAGAAGACUCCCCUGCUGGAACCACCAUCGGCAUAAUUAAUGUUAAAGAUCUUGAUUCGGGUGAAAACGGACAAGUAAGGUGCACGAUCGAAGCCGGUGUUCCUUUUAAAAUUAAAUUCAAUGUGAGGAACUAUUAUGCAUUGAUAACCGAUGCUGCAUUAGAUCGUGAAAGUCUGUCAGAGUGUAACAUUACUGUUGUUGCCUCAGACUCAGGAUCGCCUCCCCUCUCAACCAAAAAGACUUUUAAUUUGAAAGUCUCAGACGUCAAUGAUAAUGCCCCGGUAUUUCCACGAAAGUUUUACACCGCUUUGAUUGCAGAGAAUAACUCUCCGGGUGUUUCUCUAUUAAGUGUUAAUGCUAAAGAUCCUGAUGAAAAUCAGAACGCCCGGGUUUCUUACAUUUUACAAGAGUGUGAAAUUGGUGGGUCUCCAGUAUCUGAGUAUGUUUCCGUUAAUGCAGAAACCGGCGUCGUUCUUUCAGUGCGCUCAUUUGAUUAUGAGCAGAUCAAAGAACUGGUGUUUACUGUGAAAGCGCAGGAUGGAGGUUCUCCUCCACUCAGCAGCAAUGUGACAGUGAAAAUGAUGAUCCAGGACCAGAACGACAACCCUCCUCAGGUUCUGUAUCCAGUCCAGACUGGUGGCUCUGUGGUGGCUGAAAUGGUGCCUCGUUCAGCAGAUGUGGGCUAUCUGGUGACCAAAGUGGUGGCUGUUGAUGUGGACUCUGGACAGAAUGCGUGGCUGUCGUACAAACUGCAGAAGGUCACAGACAGGGCUCUGUUUGAAGUGGGCUCCCAGAAUGGAGAGAUCCGAACCAUCCGCCAAGUGAGUGAUAAAGAUGCAGUGAAACAAAGACUGAGUGUUAUAGUGGAGGACAACGGUCAGCCCUCUCGUUCAGCUACAGUCAUUGUGAACGUGGCGGUGGCGGACAGCUUCCCUGAAGUUCUGUCGGAGUUCAGUGACUUUCCACACGACAAGGAGUACAAUGACAACCUGACUUUUUACUUAGUGUUGGCUCUGGCUGUGGUCUCCUUCCUGUUUAUCACGUGUUUGGUGGUUAUUAUCUCAGUGAAAAUCUACAGAUGGAGACAGUCUCGCAUCCUGUAUCAUUCCAACCUGCCUGUGAUUCCAUAUUAUCCUCCACGUUACUCAGACACUUUGGGGACAACAGGGACUCUCCAACACGUGUACAAUUACGAGGUGUGCAGGACGACAGACUCGAGAAAGAGUGACUGUAAGUUCGGCAGAGCUGGUAGUCAGAACGUGUUGAUAAUGGAUCCCAGUUGUUCAGGGACGAUGCAGCGGAUGCAGAGUGAGAAGAGCAUCCUGGAUGAACCAGACUCUCCUCUAGAGGUCAGUUGAAAAAUUUUGCUUCGUGUGUGUCUCAUAUCCUGUGUUUUUCUCUGCUUUUUAGUUCCAUUCUUGAUUUACAGUUGCACAAUUUGAUGUCACGUUCAGCACCAUGGACAGCAUAUCAGCUGAUCAUAACUUCAUAAGAUUUCUCCUUCUGCUUCUCCACAUUGUUUCGUGGUGGACAGUGUACAGCUUGUGGUUGUCAAACCCUCUGUGUUUGACAUAUUGUCCAUGUCUGUCAAUAUGAAGUUGUCAGAGCAAUGAUGAUACUGUACCUUUGUGCCCCUUGUAAACAUUUUCCAUUUGCUUGAUACCUACUCAGUACCACUGAUGAUUAACUUGCUGAUAGUGAGGAGCAAUCGUGAUGGAAUUUAUUGUUUGUGACACUCACAGAGUGUACCAUUCCACUGAACAUGCAUUUACUAAGAAGCAGCUGUAUUUUCGCAAUAUUUAACAUCUUGCAUGCAAAAUCCUUCCUGUAAGGGCACGUUGCAGUGGUUUUACAAUAACAGCAAGUAUUUUUCCAUAACUUUAAAUUUUUUUAGCUCAUUUGUAGAGUUUUUUUUCCAGAAUUUUCUUUCGUGAUCAUGGCCUCCUGCAUUAUAAACAUUUUGUUAACAAGUAAGGUAA
Amphiprion ocellaris (clown anemonefish) is the source of this 3564-nucleotide messenger RNA. RefSeq names its product protocadherin gamma-A2-like. Gene Ontology annotation, molecular function: calcium ion binding. Gene Ontology annotation, cellular component: plasma membrane. Gene Ontology annotation, biological process: homophilic cell-cell adhesion. The coding region runs from base 499 to 2943 and encodes 814 amino acids. Lineage: Eukaryota; Metazoa; Chordata; Actinopteri; Pomacentridae. The transcript has a single exon. The record is from RefSeq and is a predicted model, not a curated record.